This is a messenger RNA of Macadamia integrifolia, 2002 nucleotides long. Its product is annotated as protein MICRORCHIDIA 7-like. The transcript is spliced from 9 exons. Bases 321 to 1076 code for a protein of 251 amino acids. The record is from RefSeq and is a predicted model, not a curated record. Gene Ontology annotation, cellular component: nucleus. Lineage: Eukaryota; Viridiplantae; Streptophyta; Magnoliopsida; Proteales; Proteaceae. Gene Ontology annotation, molecular function: ATP hydrolysis activity.
ACUGAGAGACUGCACUUGGCUCCGUGGAACUAUAAAGGAUCUUUCUUCCCAAUUCCUUCGCUUCCACCGACCGGUUCUCUUCUUCUCCUCCGGGAACUGCCAGUUCCUUGAACCUUAACCUUUCCAUACCUGCAAUAGAUUCACUAGACAAAUCGCCAUGGACGAUGGUUCGGAGCUUGUUAGACCUGCCCGAACAAAAUUCAAGAAUUCGAAUGAGGACGCUACUGGCUCUUCUUGGUCACAUUCUCCGGGCAAAAGAAAUACCAUUGACCAUACGUCCACUAAAUCUGCAUACAUUUCAUCACAAAUGACCAUAAGGGAUGGUUCGCAACUCGGAAGACCUGUUCUUGGAGAUCCUCUCCAGAUGCCUGGUUCACUCUGGGAGAGUAAGAAACAGCGAACAGGACAGUCCAAACGUGUUCCCACUCUUUUUUCACUCCUGCAGAACAGAAAAAACCGGAAACACUCAAACAGUGCUUAGUGGCAUGGACCGGCUGCAUCCUAGAUAUGAAUGGGCAUUUGGUGCUUUUGCUGAACUCAUCGACCAUACUUUCAAUGAGAUCUGUGAUGGAGCAGGAGCUACUACGUAUGCUAGAAUAGACGUGUUAACAAACAACAGUGAUAACAAAGGGGUGAUUUUGGUUGAGGACAAUGGUCCUGGGAUGGAUCCAUCAACAAUGCGGCAGUUUAUAUAUGAUGUAACUAGCUUCAAGGCUAGUUUGAUGAGACUUGGAAAAGAUGCAUUAAUUUUGUCUCGUAGCGGAAAGAAAGGGAGAAGCCCAACACAAAGUAUUGCAAUGCUUUCGAGCAGAGGAAAGGAAGACUUCAUUCCCUUGAUUGACUAUGAGGAAGAAGGACUGGAUUGGAUCAAGAUGAUAAGAUCAUCUCACAGCGAUUGGAACAGAAAUUUAUUGGCUAUAACACUGUGGUCUCCUUAUACAAGUGAAGCAGACCUUCUUAAUGAGGUGAUUCUUUUUCUCUCCUUCAUCUUUAAUAGUAAAUGGUCAUUUGGUUGGUCCAUUUUUCGUUAUCAUUUUCUUUCCUUUACGUCAUUCACCAGUGGAACUUUGAUAUAAAAUUCAUGUGAUCUGGGUCAUUAGUAAUUUGAUGGAUGUUGGUCUAAUGAAAUUAUUAAAAAUGACUUCAAUGCUAACAGUCAUCCCUAAGUCGGAGAUGUUGUGUUUUUAACGUUACAGCUAGAACUAGCUUCUACAGUAAGAUGGCUGUCCAUUAAUUCUUUCCGAAAUAGGUUGGAGGGUGGAUAUAAUUUUUCAGGUGGGAUCAUUGGUAACAUUUUCAGUAAUUUAUCAUAUAAUUCUUGAAAAUUUUUACAGUAGGACCUCUCAUAUUUAAUAAUCAUGGUGUGAAGAUUCAUUUAUUAUAAGAGAGUAUUAGUUAAGAAAUUGUGAAACCACAUUGGUUUUACAAAAAUAUUAUUACGUAUGAGACAUUAUAUGUUCACAAAAAAUGUUUUUGUUUUCUAAUUGCGUAACCAGAAACUUUUAUUUUCCUUUUCGAUAAUUGGAAAAAAGCCUAUAUGGUGUGGGGUGUGAAAAACUAUGUGGGGUUCUAUGAUUUAGGAAGGAAAUUUGUGUUGCAGUUAAGUUUUCAAUACAAUUCAGGAAUGAAAUUUCUUGUACAAGAGUUCUAUUUCGAUAAAAAAAGAAUUUAUAUUGACUUUUUUCCUUAUUUUUUCAUUAAAGUAUACUUCUUAAGCCUUGAAAAUGUAAAUCCUUAUUUGGUUUUUGAUGUUUUUUCUGUAGUUCAAAUAUUUUGUGUCGACAAUCAGCACAUUGCGUGAAUGGAUGCAUAGACAAUGGUUUUGCACCAUAAAAUUUUGUAGCAAUUUGGGAAAUUAAGAUAGUGUGAUCAUUUUUAAUGAAAGGAAGCAAAUACAAAAAUUUCAGCCAUACGUUGAUUGAACUAAGGAUGGCCUGUUUGAAUGAAUGUGAUUGUAGAUAGGCUUGCUAUUUUGUUUUAGUUAUGCUAUUCCCUAUAUUCA